UGGAGAUGAUUUAAUUGAUAUAUUUGGUAUUCCAUUUAGACAUCCUGAGAAAUAUGAAAAAGACAUUUUACAACAUGAACAAGAUUAUUCAGAAAAUGUAAUGUGGGCAAUUGGUAAUUUUACAAAUUAUGGUAAUACAACAAAAGAUUGGAAUAAAUUAAAUACUACUGAAUCUAAAGCUUUUGUAUUUAAUGGACAAUUAGGACAAACAAGAACAAGUCCACAAUAUAAAAAUGUCACACCGUCAACAUGUACUGAAUUUUAUAAGAUACUUGUUCAAUCCAUUCUACGGAAUGCCCUCUCAAAUAUGUUGAAAAUGGCAAAAAACAAUUUACCAAAGUAA
Messenger RNA from Strongyloides ratti, 343 nucleotides. RefSeq lists its product as hypothetical. The record is from RefSeq and is a predicted model, not a curated record. Lineage: Eukaryota; Metazoa; Nematoda; Chromadorea; Rhabditida; Strongyloididae. The transcript has a single exon. The annotation marks the transcript as partial.